Messenger RNA from Eimeria maxima, 2103 nucleotides. Its product is annotated as SIN-like domain-containing protein, putative. The record is from RefSeq and is a predicted model, not a curated record. Gene Ontology annotation, biological process: DNA-templated transcription. Lineage: Eukaryota; Apicomplexa; Conoidasida; Eucoccidiorida; Eimeriidae. Bases 1 to 2103 code for a protein of 700 amino acids. Gene Ontology annotation, cellular component: nucleus; RNA polymerase III complex. The transcript is spliced from 10 exons.
AUGGUUGUGGAGGCUUCUGCAGCAUCUCUACCCAACACCGGAUCAGGGAGCAUGAGCAGCAGCAGCAACAGCAGCAGCAGCAGCAUCACCAGCAGCAGCACGGCAAUGGAAGUCGAUGUGCCCAUAUCGAGCAACAGCAGCAGUGAUGGCGCUGCAGCAGCACGAUCUCCUCUACCUCCAGAAGCAGCAGCUGCAGCAGCAGCAUCCGCAAAAUCAGAAGGAGGAGCAGCAGCAGAAGGAGCAGCAUCAGCAGCAGGAGAUGAGUCUGACGAAGACGAUCCUGUAGUGGAGGUGAUGGAUGUAUACCUGCGUCGUCUUGACGAUGUCCUUGAGUGCAGCAACCUAGGCAGCAGCAGCAGCAGUAGCAGCAGCAGCAGCGGUAAAAUGUUUGUGCUGCAGUACCCAUUAAGACCAUUAGAUCGUCCAUAUGGUGACCAAGGGCAGCUGCAGCAAAUUGCAUAUCGUCAGCAGCAGCAGCAGCUGCGUCUAACUUAUGCGUUGCAUGCAGAGGGUCCUAAUUUCGAUCCGAACCAUCCUGUAGCUGCUGCAGCAGCAGCAGCAGCAGCAGCAGCAGCAAGACUCGGAUCCACCCCCGCCACGGCAGCAUGCGUAUCCUCCUCCCCCUCCGCAUCAUCACUAGCACCAUCACCAACAACAGCAACACCACCACCACCAACAACAACAACAACAGCACCAACAACAACAACAACAACAGCAGCAGCAGCAGCAGCAGCAGCAGCAGCAGCAGCAGCAGGAGGCACCCAGCACGUCCUUAAGAGUACAAUUACAAAAGGUAAGGAUUGCCGAUAUGCCGUCGGAAUUUUGAAAGAGAAGAAAUUCUUUUUAAUUCCAAUUGAGGGGGUCCUCCAAUUUAAGCCGGAUUUUUUUUUCUUUGAGCAGCAGCAGCAGCAGCAGCAGCAGCAGCAGCAACAACAACAAUUAAUUGCUGCUAAUAGAAGAAUACAACAACAAUUACAACAACAACAACAACAACAACAACAUCUACAUACUGAUCCAAAUAAUCAUCAUGUUGCUGCUCCUGCUCCUGCUGCUGCUGCUGCUGUAGCUACUCCUGCUGCUGCUGCUACUAAUGGAACUGCAGCAGCAGCCACACAGCAGCAGCAGCAGCAGCAGCAACUUGUACAGCAUAUAGGAGAGACAAGAACAAGAAUCUCUCAUAGUAAACAAAGAGAUAUUGAAGAAAGCGAACCAUGGAUUCAUAUAGAGACAUUUUAUGAUGCGGAUUCACCCGAAGCCUUCGACUUGCUAAACUCUCUUGUAGACAACGAACAGACAAUAGCAACAGAUGACAGCUUAGACGUGUGUAUCUUUGGCGGCGCUCAACAGCUGCAGCAGGAGCAGCAGCAGCAGCAGCAGCAACAGCAGCAGAAGCAGGAGAAGCAGCAGCUAUUGAAACAAGAUGUUAUAUUUACUGCUGAUUUGCAUGCAUAUGUUGCAGCAAUAUGCGAGCAGCAGCAGGAACCAGGAACUGCAGGAGCAGCAGCAACAGCAGCAGCAGCAGCAGGACCUCUUAGCUACGGAGUCCUCCGUAUUGAAGAUAAUGGAGACGCGCAGCAGCAGCAGCAGCAGCAGCAGCAACAGCAGCAGCAGCAGCAGCAGCCAGGAGGCACACGCUCAGGUUGCAAAUCAACAGGGUCAGCAUCUGCUGCUGAGUUGCAGCAAGUAUCGCGUAUAAUACAGCAGCAAUUAUCUGAAUAUGGAGGUUUAUCCUUAUUAGAUAUAAAAAAUAAAUUAGGGGAAAGUUCUUCUUUAUUAAAUGAUGAAGAUAUUCAUCGUAUUCUUCUUGCUAAUGCUGUACAUGUCAAUGGUAUAUGGGUAUUAAAAUCGUUGGGUAAUGCACAAAUAGACGAAGUUAGGAAUUCUUUAAUUCGCGUAUUUAGUGGCAGUAAUCCGCCAAACACUAAAAAUCUUAUUCUACAGGCAGUAGAAGCAGAUCUGCAAAGGAAAGUUGGCCUACCAGACUUCACCCUUCGUAAACUCCUGAGAGAGUUCGCGAGGAACGAAAAUGGUUUUUGGGUGUUUAAAGGAAAUAAAACAUCAACAGAAAAAAAUGAUAUGAUGCAACUUAUAGAAGAAGAUUAG